Molecule: messenger RNA, 436 nt
Organism: Lemur catta (Ring-tailed lemur)
Lineage: Eukaryota; Metazoa; Chordata; Mammalia; Primates; Lemuridae
Product: receptor of activated protein C kinase 1-like
Exons: 1
Coding region: 70-378 (102 amino acids)
Biological process (GO): positive regulation of protein phosphorylation; rescue of stalled cytosolic ribosome
Cellular component (GO): nucleus; cytosol
Molecular function (GO): protein kinase C binding; translation regulator activity; ribosome binding
Source: RefSeq, a predicted model, not a curated record
UAUCUGAACACCGUGACUGUUUCACCAGAUGGAUCACUUUGUGCUUCUGGAGGCAAGGAUGGCCAGGUCAUGCUAUGGGAUCUCAAUGAAGGCAAGCACCUUUAUACACUAGAUGGUGGGGACAUCAUCAAUGCCCUGUGCUUCAGCCCCAACCGCUACUGGCUCUGUGCUGCCACGGGCCCCAGCAUCAAGAUCUGGGACUUAGAGGGCAAGAUAAUUGUAGAUGAACUGAAGCAAGAAGUUAUCAGUACCAGCAGCAAGGCAGAGCCACCCCAGUGUACCUCUCUGGCCUGGUCUGCUGACAGCCAGACUCUGUUUGCUGGCUACACAGACAACCUGGUGGUACGCGUGUGGCAGGUGACCAUCGGCACCUGCUAGAAAUUUAUGGCAGAGCUUUUAGAAAUAAAAAACUGGUUUGGUGAAAAAAAAAAAAAAA